UAAUAAUUUAAUUGCUAACCGAUACGGCAAGGAAUGACAAACGCGAGUGAAACGGUUCGCGGCGUUAAGAAUAAAACGAAAGAAACUCGAAUGUAGAUUACAGUUUGUGAUACAGUGUCGUGAUAGUGGUGUGAUACCGAAAUUUGCACGUAUCAAAGAAGUGAAUUGCUUUCGGGGUUACAAAGAUUUCUUUAACACGACGAGUAACAAAAUACUGAGACAAAUUAUUCAAGACUAACGUCGUAAUAUAAAUAUGGAAUUGUCUAGUGUUCUUGGUUUGGCAUUAUGGCAGCACUUGGUGAAAAGUAGUAAAUAUUACAUUUAUCCUGAUACUCAAUAUCUCGUAGCCUACCCCUGAUUAAAAAUACUCAUUGAAAAGUAUUGGAAAUGAUGAAAUCCGAAUUGUUUUCAAUAAUCCUAAUCUUAAUAAAUUAAAUACUACAAUACAAUGUAUAUUGAUUAGUAAUAGUAUUACGUAAUAUUUAUAUAAUAGCAUCAUACCUCUAAUGAGUAAGCAUUAUACCAUCUGUAUACAGGUGGUAUUGAAGUGUCCAAUAUAAAUGUAUUGUGAUUAGUCUUUUCAAUAUGCCAGUUUUUCAUAAGGUGAUUCUAUUUUUGUUUUUUGUUUUCCUACAAUAUCUACAUUUCUGUAAUUCAGCUAAAAUUUUAGCAGUGUUCCCUGUGCCUUCCUAUAGUCAUAAUCUUGUAGUGAGACCAAUAUUUCAUGAGUUAUUAAAAAAAGGACAUGAGGUUACUGUUUUAACCACCCAUCCAAAUUAUUUAGAAGGUGAACGUCCUGAAAAUCUAACUGAAAUAAAGUUAUAUAAUGAAGUUAUUCACCAUAAAAUAGCAAAUAUAGUAAAAAAUGAAUUCAACCUAGAUACUACAGAUUUUAGGAAAUCAAAACUGUUAUUGCAAAGUGGACUUAAUUUAGUAUUUGAUGUACAACUACAAUUGGAUGAAGUGAAGCGAUUAUUCCAAGACAAAGACAACAAGUUUGAUUUGCUUUUGCUGGAAGCAAAUGUUCAUUACAAUUUAAUAUUUUUAAAUCGAUUCAGAGUACCUGCUAUUCAGCUUGGGAUUUUGGGAGGUAUUUAUGGAAUUUACGAAUCUGUGGGCGCAAAUACUCACAGAAAUUUAUAUCCUUUGCCUGUUAUCAAUUAUUUUAACCCAUCAACAAUAUAUAAUGAAAUCACUGAACAGUUAGAAAACAUUGUAAACGAAAUACGUUUCCGUCGCAUAGAAGACGAUGACCACCAAAUGCUUUCUAGACAUUUUGGUCCAACUACACCAACUAUAAAUGAAAUGAGAAAGUCCAUUGAUAUGAUUAUGUUGAGGAUUAACUCAAUUUGGGACUUUAAUCGCCCAGUUCCACCAAAUUUAAGAUAUAUAGGUGAAAUUAAUAAUUAUGACAAUAAUGAAUUGCAAGCGGAUAUUCAAAUACUUCUAGAUUCAUCUCAAAAUGGUGUAAUUUAUGUUAGCUUUGGAACAAGUAUUCCAGCAUACAUGUUAUCAGAUGAGAAACUAAAUAUUCUUAUAAAAGCAUUUGCUUCCCUGCCGUUCUGUUUUAUUUGGAAGUUAGAAAAUUAUAUACCCAAUUUACCUGAAAAUAUCAAAAUCGGGAAAUGGUUUAAUCAAGAGAAAAUUUUAGGCCAUCCAAACGUCAAACUAUUCAUAACUCAUGGAGGACUAAGAUCAACAGAAGAAGCAAUAUUUGCUGAAGUUCCACUUAUAGGAAUUCCAAUGCUAUUUGAUCAAGGAUUUAAUGUAGAACAUUAUGUACGACACAACAUUGGUGUUCGACUGGAUUUCAAAACUAUGACAGCGGAUCAACUAAUCCAGACAGUUGUAAAUGUUAUGGAUAAUAAUACGUAUCGAAGUAAUAUCUCAAAGUUGAAAAAAGUCAUGAUGGAAGAAUCAAUUACAUCACUCGAUAAAUCGGUUUGGUGGAUUGAAUAUGUGUUACGUCACGGAGGUGCUAAGCAUCUGCGUGGACCCGCAGCUAACAUGUCUUGGACAGAUUACUAUGAAAUGGAGCUGUUACUCUUAAUUUUAUUAUUUAUUAUGUCUCUUAUUUAUUUAAUUUUUUAUUUGGUGAAAGUUUUUGUUUUCUUAGUUUGUGUACGGAUGCUUAAAAGUUAACGUUUUUAAUGUGCAUUAACCUCGUAUGUAGCGUUACGAAUGUUAAAUAAUUGUAUAAACAAAAAUAGAGAGAAGACGAUUAUUCAAAAAUUUUCAUAUUCUUUUGGAAUGAUAUUAUGUGUUGUGUUUAAUUAUUAAAUAAGGAAUGAAAUAUAUGAUAUAAUAAUUUUAGUUUAAA
Messenger RNA from Leptidea sinapis, 2320 nucleotides. Its product is annotated as UDP-glucosyltransferase 2-like. Gene Ontology annotation, molecular function: UDP-glycosyltransferase activity. NCBI's taxonomy places the organism in Eukaryota, Metazoa, Arthropoda, Insecta, Lepidoptera, Pieridae. The record is from RefSeq and is a predicted model, not a curated record. The coding region runs from base 586 to 2142 and encodes 518 amino acids. The transcript is spliced from 5 exons.